AUUAUAAAUUAUACUUAUACCCUUUAUCAAUCAUGGUAUCAAAUACACGUAAACCACCGCUAAGGCAACCUUUACGAUCACAUUUUCGUACUCAAAAAGCUGGUGGGACAGGUCAAUUGAAUAGCAUCAAGGAAACAACAAAGGUAUCCAAAGGAAAAGCAAAGGAAGAAUCAAUCACAACCAUAAAUGAAGAACCACAAAGACCAUCCACACCACCUCCACGCACAAAACCAUCUACACAGGGAUCUUGUUCUUCUUCCAUAAGUGAUCCGCCCGGUGCUUUCUUCACGCCUAGAACGCCUCCUCGUACACCUAAACCCAGAUCGAGAACAUCCACUUUACCUGAUGUGGCAUUAUUGGAUCCGGUUCAACGAUCUCCAAUUUCAGUCAGAACAGAUCCGGAUAAUGGAAAGUUGUUCUUGCUAUUGCCCAGUAGUCCCAGCAGCAAGAUUGUUAGUACACCGCCAUCCCGAAGAUUGUUCGCUGAUGAACUUUCAUCCGAAGAAAGAGUUGCAUCCACCUCCAAGUCAAAUGAAGAACUACAGCCUGCUCUCAAAAGAGCAAAGAGAAGCUUUCCUGAGCCAGAAGAGGAAGAGUACUUGAAUCCGUUCAUAGGUGGAUUUUACGCAAGUCCACGAACAGAACGAACGACACAAGCAUCAUUUAUCAAUCCAUCCACUUCUUCCGAUAUCCAGCUAAGUGCGAGCAAAAGUCUACCUUUUCCCGCUCAUCACGCUACGCUUAUAGCAUUACAUUCUGCGGUAGAGUAUGCCUUGGUCGUGCAUUUAGCAUCAGUCGGAACGGCAGGAUCCACGAUUGAAAAUGAUUCAAAAUCAAUCGCAAUUCCACAUUUAAUUUCAUUUUCCGUUUUACGUCCUUUGGUUGAACGUAGUUCAGGUAGAAAGUUUAGUAAAAAUGAAUUGGCUAGACUUUUAUGGAUUUGGGGCGCUGCACCUGCGAAUGAGACGAACUCAACAGCAGUUUCUCAAAUUCAGAAAAAUAAUAUCGGAUUCACAAUCUCAAAGGCACGCAUACGUUCUUUGGAUUGGAUGUUGGGAAUUCGAAUUUCUGCAAAUGCUACUACGAACAGGGAAGUGAAUUUGAUCGCACUUUGGAAUAAUGGCGGAGAAGAUCGAAAACGGAUCGUGCGUGAACGAAUGAUGGAUUGGUGUUUGAGAUGUUUAUCUACUUGGCGAACACAACAACAGGGUGGUGGUUCGGAAGAUACAUUGCACGGUUUGGGAAUCUUGCCUGACGCACCACCGCCAUCAAAGGCUUCUGAACCUGCACAGCCCGCAGACGGAGAAGUAGUAGCAGAGUGGGAUGCUGGUUUCCCGCUCGAUCGAAUCGCUCCAAUCCCAUUGGCGCAAAUGCCAUCGUUGGAAGUGAACAGUAUACCCUCUUCGCCUUCCCUAGGAACGUCCUCCCCUAAAUCACCACGCAAGACCCGAUUGGACUUGGUCCGAGAAGCACAUCAAACGGUCAUUGCACAAAACGAAGAAAAGCUAGGACGAAAGUUGACAUUAAAAGAACGUAUACGUGCAAAAGAACAGGCGAAUGCAGUAGCCGGACAAAAACGAUCAAGAGAUGAUGAAAAUGACAGCCCGCUCUCCUCCUCAAGCUUUUCCACUUCUGCUUCUUCUGCAGCUGCAUGUGCACGACAAAAAGCAUCUCUUUCAAGACUGCAAGAUGUGGCUGAAUCGGUUUAUAUGUUGUUCGUUUCAACUUCCGGGUCUGGUUCUGGAUCUACUAGAUUCUCUCCUCAUCCAUUACAAGAUGUAAUCAAAGCAAUCACAAAUGCAAGUAAACAGGCAAUGGGAUUCAAUGAAGCAAAGGCUGCCUUGCAUCAACUCAGCUCAAUCGCACCGGGUUUCAUCGAAGUGGAAAGGAUAGGCAUGCGGGAUUGGGUAAAAUUUGUCGGCAAUUCGGAACCCAAUCGAACCACUUUGGCUUCCGUACGUCAAUCAAUCAAAACAGAGAUGGAAAGGAGAUAUUCAUAGCGCUUUUUAUACUUGUACCUAUAUCUCUCAAUUUAU
Meira miltonrushii is the source of this 2036-nucleotide messenger RNA. RefSeq lists its product as uncharacterized. The coding region runs from base 33 to 2000 and encodes 655 amino acids. NCBI's taxonomy places the organism in Eukaryota, Fungi, Basidiomycota, Exobasidiomycetes, Exobasidiales, Brachybasidiaceae. The transcript has a single exon. The record is from RefSeq and is a predicted model, not a curated record.